CAAACAUGGCGGCGUCCAUGAGCAGCUACUAGUCUCAUAUUCCCUCCUUGUUGAGUCGAUAAAACUCCUUUACUCACGAAAGAGUUUAACAAGACGGAGUGUAGCGGUCAAAAAUAAGCCCUUUGGCUUCCCCUCCUGCAGGUCGUCAUGUCCAGGCUGGCUGUGGUCUGUGGAGGUUCCAGGGGCAUUGGGAAGGCCGUGUCCCGCUUGCUGGCAGAGAGAGGCUGCAGGUUGGCUGUCCUCUCCAGGAACCAAGAUGCCGCCAGAGCCACUGUGGCAUCUCUACAUGGAGAUGACCACUUGGCUUUCAGCUGCGACGUCUCCAAAGACCAGGAGGUGCAGAAAACCUUCGAAAGCAUCCAGAAGACCUGUGGAAACAUCUCUUAUCUUGUGAAUGCAGCUGGCAUCAACAGGGAUGCUCUGUUACUGAGAACCAAACCAGAAGACAUGGUCGCUCUGCUGCACACCAACCUGCUGGGCUCCAUGUUGACCUGCAGGGCAGCACUGCGCAGCAUGAUGCAAACACCGGGAGCAGCUAUCGUUAAUAUCGGCUCUGUUGUGGGCCUAAAAGGGAACUCUGGCCAGUGUGUCUACAGUGCCACUAAAGCUGGUUUAGAAGGCUUCACUCGUUCCUUGGCUAAAGAAGUCGCUUCACGCAAUAUCAGGGUGAACCUACUGGCUCCAGGUUUCAUCCAUACCGACAUGACCGCGGGGUUGAGGGAGGAGGACGCAACGCGUUUCAUCCCUCUGGGCAGAUUUGGGAAGCCGGAGGAAGUAGCUCAGGCUGUGCUCUUCCUUUUGGAGUCUCCCUACAUUACAGGCCAGGUGCUGGUGGUGGACGGAGGCCUGCAGCUCGCCAUGUAGGGAGCAGGAGCUUCCUCUGGAGCUAUUGCACUGCUUAGUACAACAGCAGUGAGGCAGGUGAAGGUGGCGCCUUUUUUGAAUAUCAAAUGCCUUCUUUUAGGCGUAGAAGUUGAACAGGCAUUAAGGGACAGCGAGCUCUGAUGCCGGCUUUCCACUGCAGGUGAACGUUGAUGUGAACCUUCAGCAGUUUCAGGCUUUCUGUUUCUAUUGCGGUAAAAGAUCUAACAGCUUUGACUACAAUGCAAACUCUGAGUGCCCCAAAACAUCGACAAAUAGUCCUAGAAGUGACUUAAUGAGGACUCUGAGGAUGGCAAAUUUUGCAAUGUUGAUGGUAACAUUUGAGACAUGAAGACCACCACAAAACGAGGACACUGGGAGGGAAGAAAGAAACGGUGCUUGUUGUCCUCUCUGAGUUCAACCAAUCAAUCUCAAGCUAUAGACAGCAGUUUUUCAGGAUGGAUCAGAAGUAUCUACUCGAGAGGUUCUCCAAGGAUGGUUCUUGCAGUCAGAACAUGCACAAAGAUUUGAGUAACCCCAAAAUGGUGCGCAAGUUCCUACAGUGAAAAAGGAUAAACGUUAGUCUUGACUGAGGAGCAUCUGAUGGAUAAGAAUGAGGAAAACCUUUGUACUUUAUGUAGCCACAUUAAAUUCAGAGUCAAAUCUGGUAAACUAUUGGACUGUGAGAUUGUGUAUUUGUUGUCUGUAUCAGUUCUGGUCUUGUCAAAACUCUUACUGCUAAACACAACAUCAUUGCCUUCGGGCUAAGCAACAUAUAUAUAUGUUGUUUACUUGCUAGCCACAUAGGAGACAAAACCACAUCUACCAUUGCAUCACUGACCUCCUGCUCUGUCUUUCUGCUGAGUCACUCUAUCUGGCCACGGUGGGCGUGGCCUGAAGCGUGUGACAGUCAAUCAUGACUAACGCCGCCGACUCCAGAGUGUCUGGCCGAGUCCAGACCUCGAUGCCCCAAAGGUCCUAAAUUUGAUCAGCAGAUUUAACGCUGUUGGUCUUUUUCCAUGACUGUAAAGCGGCCGCCGCUGAUCCUGACGCUCAUGUUUUGUUCCCUUGGGAGACCCCCUCACGGCCGGCACAUGUUGCCCUCACCACCACCCCCCCCAACCAGCGGCCCCCUGAGCCCACCUCUGGAGGGGCCUGUGGAGGGGCCAGGCAUGCUGGGCUGCAGCUGGAGGAAAUUAGAGGUAGCGGUGGAGGUGGAGGGGGGGUAUUUUUAGCUCUGGGAAUGUUUUGAGUGUCUGGUUACAGCUCUGGACCUGCAGUGUGGACAGAUGGGGUUGGAGGUGGCUGUCAUGUUCGGUGAUGAGAUUUGAAAAGCUGUGUUGCGUGCUCCUUUCAUUGAAACAUGCUGUUACCAAUGAUAAGCCUCACAACCAUGACUUUACGUCUCUCUUUUAUGUGCACUCUUCUAAACGUUGUAGCAAAGGACUGCAUUACAUUACAGCCCCGAUUAGCAUUCUUAGCAAGAAUGGUAUUUCCACUGUGACUGACAAUGUGUGUUUUGGCAAUCUCUUAUUGUUUUAGGAGGAGCCUGCCAGUCUAUAAAAACAUUUCACGCUGUC
Molecule: messenger RNA, 2441 nt
Organism: Stegastes partitus (bicolor damselfish)
Lineage: Eukaryota; Metazoa; Chordata; Actinopteri; Pomacentridae
Gene: cbr4
Product: carbonyl reductase 4
Exons: 6
Coding region: 148-864 (238 amino acids)
Biological process (GO): fatty acid biosynthetic process
Molecular function (GO): oxidoreductase activity, acting on the CH-OH group of donors, NAD or NADP as acceptor; quinone binding
Source: RefSeq, a predicted model, not a curated record